CUGACGACUGUAGAGCAGCCCUCUGUGCUACUGAAGCCCUGCCUACUGAGGAAGACUCUGUGAUUUAUUCAGGGUUGGCCCUGACAACCAGAACUUGAAGAAAAUGUAUGAAGUUUCAUUUUAUUGCAGAUGUCAUUUGUUCAAGUAAUUACAUGUUGUUUUUUAAGUUAAGGCUUCUGGGUAACUCUUCAUGAGGAACUUAUCUGUGGUUCAUCUGCUGAUGUAGAAAUAUGGUAUUUUAAUGAAAUGGGGAAGUGGCCAUUUGUCUUGAUCACUUCUGCAACGGAAUGACAAAGAUAAAACGAAAAUAAUUUUGGCAGUGAAGAACCAGUCAACGUUUUUUUAUUGAGGGAUACAAACAGUGCCUUUCACCAGCUGAAUGCAAGAAAUGUAUCAAUAAAGCUCUUACUUUUAGAUUUCAUAACAGACCAUUUAAUUGCUUAAUUGACUUAUCUUUUAUGAGUUUUUUUCUAUCAUGUCUGUUAAAGAGUUUUCUGUUAAUAAAUAAAACAAAAUAUAUGUGUUUUGUUUUCAGCUUCAAAACCUUUUAAAAUAAUUUAGUUUUUAAAGUAAAUUUUGAAUGUUAUUCACAGAGUGUGAUAAGUUCUUUAGAAAAUAUUAUAUGGUCUUUCGACAAUGUUUUAUAUAAUGUAGUUCUUUAGAAAGUAUACAAUGGUCUCUUUUCUAAGGUUCAAAAUGGCCAAAUACAGCUCUCUGGUCUUCAUGUUGGUUCAUGUUUUCUAGCUCUAAUGCAGUCUUCACAGGCAAAACCCAAGGCUAAAACCAAGAGUAGACAUUCAGAACUAUUAUAAUUUAACCCGUCAUUCUCACCCAUCGCAGUGUGGGUAAUCGAGAUGGCGACCGCAGCGUCCACUGCUCAAGCGAGUCAAACUUUUAAACGUUUUAAACGUUUUAACCGCCCUACUUUUAAACGUUUCAAUUGUGGAUUGCCUCCUAUUUUAACUUUUCCACAAAGAUGCGUGAUUGUCAUUGUUUUAAUCUUUCGCCUGAUCGCUUGCUCGUCACGCUGUCACUUCUUGCCUGACGAUGGGGAGGGAAGCUACUUCCCGACUGCAGGUAGCCAACAUCUCCUGUUCUCCGGGUUCCUGGAUAUUGGCCGUGCCAGAGCCCCAUCAUCAUCUAGUAAGGAUGGGGUCCCUACGUCGAGCUCUUCUGUUGGAUUCAUUUGGCUGACGCUGAUACUCCUCUUGGCCGGUGACGUUGAGCUAAACCCUGGCCCAGCUAGCCCAGCUAGCCCAGCAGCUAGCUUGGACUUUCCUCCACCUGCGCUGCUUUCUUCGGCGGGCCGUGGCGGUCCCGCACUGGCGGCGAUUGGCCUGGUGUCUGGGUUGCUGGCUCCUCUGGCCUGCUUCGGUGGAGGUCUGCUGGCUGAUUUGCAGUCUCUUCCGGUAUGCUGCGGCGGGACUGUUGAGGUGAUCGCCGGACUGUCGGCCUUUCCUGGCGUUGGUUCAUCCCGGGAGGAUUUCGCUCCUGCUGCGGUGGUGGCUCGUCUUCAGCCCGGAUCCGUAGCAGGGCGGCCUGCGCUUCCCUACGGCGCAGUUGGGCUUCGGAGCGGCAGCGGACUAUUGUCAACAACGUUUGCCUCGAGUACAGCAACUGAGUUGCGGAGCAACAGCUGGCGUCCUGAAUGGUCCGGUAAGGAUACCGCGGCUUUGUGUGUCAUCCCCACUAUCAGCCCCCUCCCAGUACGUCUUCCUCGUUGUGCUUCCAGGCCAAGCAGAGCUGUGCAGGGAAACCUGGUGGUUGUUUCUACUGGUAUUGCCUUGCCCGGCUCUGCUCCUUCUGCUACUCUGGGAUCUAAUGAUUUGGGGUCAUUGCAGGACCUGCGGGCCAUAAAUGAUUUGAAGCUUCUGCACCUAAAUUCGAGGAGUUUGCUGCCCAAGAUGGAUUUCAUUAACUGUAUGAUUGUCGAUGCCGCCCCCGACAUACUUGUUAUUACCGAGUCUUGGUUGUCUGGGAAAAUUUCCAACUCGGAUGUUUCUAUUGCCGGUUUUAAUUUGCUUAGAUCUGAUAGGAGAGCUAAAGGAGGUGGAGUGGCUAUAUUUGUCAGGGAACACCUAGCCGUACAGGUCCUUGUGUCCUCCACCGUCCCGAAAUGUUUUGAGUGUUUAGUUUUAGAUGUUUUUUUGGUUGGUGGCGUCCAUAUUGUGGUUGCUGGUGUUUAUCGCCCACCCUCUGCGCCAACUUCAGCAUUAGAUGAGUUGGGGAAGGUGUUAUCUAUGUAUGCCUCUUCCGAAUUGGUGGUGCUGGGCGAUUUAAACCUGGACUGGCUCUCUGAUAGCUGUACUAGUCUUUAACAGCUCUGCUUAGAUUUAGAUCUAUCUCAACUUAUUUUACACCCCACAAGACCAAAUGCCAAAUCUCCAUCUAGAUCCACCCUAAUUGAUAUUAUAUUAACUAAUAGGCCAUUUAAAUAUCCUCAGUGUGGGGUGUUUGCACCAGGCAUUAGCGACCACUGCCCUAUAGCUUGUGUUAGAUUAGUCAAAGCUAAUAAAUCCAAUGGUCACCUCAUCACAAAGCGUAAUUUUAAAUAUUUUAUAGAACAAGGCUUCCUACAUGAUUUAUCCCACUCUGAUUUAGAUAGAUUAUGCUUAAUCCCUGAUUCUGAGUUAGCUUCUGACCACUUCUCCUAUAUUUUUAAUUCCAUCACUAAUAAGCAUGCUCCUUAUAAAAAUCUCAGAGUAAAAAAUCGCUCUAGUCCCUGGAUCUCUGAGGAAGUCAUCGAAACCCUUCAACUCAGAGACCCCGCCUGGACUACUGCCAGAUCUACUGGUAAUCCGACGGACUGGUUACAUUUCAGGAAAAUGCGGAAUAAAAGAACUAGUUUAGUCAGGAAAGCCAAAUCUGAUUUCUAUUUAUCUUCAUUUGCAAAUGCCCAAGGAAACUCAGCUAGUUUUUGGAAAAUUGUAAAAUCAUUUAAAUCUGGAUCCACCUCUACUCUCCCACCUCAAAUUAGCUAUGAGAAUAAUGUUAUUUCAGACAAAUCAAAAAUGUGCGACGCAUUUAACCAACAUUUUGUAGCUUCUGGCCUUCUAUUUGAUAGGCUAUCAGCCAAUACGGUCUCGCCGGGACACGUCCAUGACCCGUCAUUGGCCGAAAACCUUUC
Molecule: messenger RNA, 3127 nt
Organism: Conger conger (European conger)
Lineage: Eukaryota; Metazoa; Chordata; Actinopteri; Anguilliformes; Congridae
Exons: 2
Coding region: 855-2318 (487 amino acids)
Molecular function (GO): catalytic activity
Source: RefSeq, a predicted model, not a curated record